GCUUUUGUCACAGUUCCAUUAGCAAGAGAGGCACAACAACAACAAACCAUAGAGAGUAAUACCGAGUCAUCGAGUCGAAAAGGAAGGCAUAGGCGAAAACAGGAACCUAAAACUCAAAUGUUGUUGUUCUCACAGGUGGGGCCCUUCUCCUUGAAGAACAAAUGUUGUUGUUCCUCCGCAUCAUCCACCUUCAAAAUCAAAACCCUCUUUCACAUGGACCCCACAACUAGCCGUUGCAGUCGAAGCAGAAGUUGUUGUCGUCCCUUUCCCUUCCAUCUCAUCACUUCCAGAGCAAGAUCUUCCUCUCUCUCUCCUCCCAGAAAUGGGCCAGUUGAUGGGACCCUCACUUUGCAAGAAUGGCAGGGGUGGGGUACAACUUCUCCUGUCCCUGCUACAAUUAGUGACGCUAUUGCUUAUUUGAAGAAUUUGGAGACUGAAACUGAUGUUCAGAUGAAUUUCGGGGGCAAUGGUGGUAGACUCACGGGUGAAUUUAGAAUCGAGGAGGACAAGAAACAUAGAGCAGCCUAUCGGGCACUCAGUGAUUCAGAAAUGAAGCUUCAAUUUUUUUCGGCCCGACAAAUAGCUUGUCGUUUGCUUGGAAGUCGAGGAUACCUCUGUCAAAGGUGUUGGCUUCCUCUUGAAGAUUGUAUGUGCUUGAAAGUCAAACCUUGCCCGCUUUGGCGUGGUAUACGGUUUUGGUUGUACAUGCAUCCUAAGGAUUUUCUGCGACAAAACAACACAGGAAAGUUGUUAUGGCAAGUGUUUGGUGUGCAGGCUGCAACAUUAUGCCUCUUUGGUAUUGUUGAACAGGAAGACAUUAUGUGGAAUGAAUUAGAGAAAGCAGGAAAAAACAAGGUAUGGUGUCUAUAUCCUAAUAAGUCUGGAGUUCCUAAGUCUGCAAAGGACUAUUUUCUAAGUGAUAUGCCAAGUGAUGAAGAUUGUGCUUUGAGCAAGACAAGUGGAGACAAUGUCUUGAAUUUUAUUCUAAUAGAUGGUACAUGGAACAAUUCUGGAGCAAUGUUCAAACGCUUAAAGGAUCGAGCAAAACUAGUGUGGGGGGAGGAUAACAUUGCUUGCAUUUCGGUUGCAACAGGUGCUUCAGCAAUGCACAAACUUAGGCCUCAACCAUCAUGGGAUCGCACCUGCACAGCAGCAGCGGCUGCUGGCCUUCUUUCUGAAUUGCAACUUGUUCCUCAAUUUUGUUCAUAUUGUCUGGAUAAACAGGCUGAAGCUAUAGAAGAUGCGUUGGAUGCCUUGCUAGAGGGUCUUACUGUUCGGCGUCUUCGUAUGGGCAGGUCUAUUGCACGUAAAGUUAAAAAGAACAGCUACGUCUGUUAGAAGUGUCCAUGCUGUUUACAGCAUUCCCCAGAACAUUGGACAUAAUUUCGUUUGUCAGGUCUGGAAAUCCAUCCACCAUCCUUUUCAAGCACACAAGUGGUGAUAUCAAGAUUUCGUGAAGCAUUUCUCAUCUGAUUGGGUUUUGAUUUCGAUCUCACAGUGAACAUAAUGACAUGCUCCACAUUUUGUUGGUGAACUUCCAUCUCUAACUCAGCUUAUUUUCCUCCUGUUGAGGUUGCAUCUAUUCUAAUUUCUAACACAUUGAGACCUGCUGAGUGCCGUUAGAGAUCCCAAUAUCCCGUGCACAAGGCUGAAACUUCAGUAAAUACUUGCAGGCGCAACUAAACUUGUUGGAGUGCAUGAUGCAGAAAACGCCAUCUUCAAGGAGCUUAUUUGAAGGUACAAAAUUUAUGGUAGACCCUUUUGCUAUGUACCGAUAUACCCACCUGAGCGGAUCUGAACAUUGUAUACGCUCGUAUCCGUCGUUGAUGAUUACUGUAACUUUUAGGUUGUUGAAAAGGCAGAAAUUUUAGGUUUUUAUUCUUAUGCAUAGUCUCAUCUAUACAAAUAUAUUAAAAGGCGUUCCCAUCAAAAGGGCCGUCUCAAACAA
Molecule: messenger RNA, 1948 nt
Organism: Beta vulgaris subsp. vulgaris (sugar beet)
Lineage: Eukaryota; Viridiplantae; Streptophyta; Magnoliopsida; Caryophyllales; Amaranthaceae
Exons: 9
Coding region: 118-1338 (406 amino acids)
Source: RefSeq, a predicted model, not a curated record